Volvox carteri f. nagariensis is the source of this 2540-nucleotide messenger RNA. RefSeq names its product luminal binding protein Bip1 (gene bip1). Bases 97 to 2058 code for a protein of 653 amino acids. The transcript has 8 exons. Gene Ontology annotation, biological process: cellular response to unfolded protein; endoplasmic reticulum unfolded protein response; protein refolding. NCBI's taxonomy places the organism in Eukaryota, Viridiplantae, Chlorophyta, Chlorophyceae, Chlamydomonadales, Volvocaceae. Gene Ontology annotation, molecular function: ATP hydrolysis activity; misfolded protein binding; heat shock protein binding. Gene Ontology annotation, cellular component: endoplasmic reticulum lumen; cytoplasm; nucleus. The record is from RefSeq and is a predicted model, not a curated record.
AUAAGCACCGCAUGUUCAUGUAAAGUCUAUUUCAAGAAGUGCUAUUGUUAUUGCAGACGUUAGACGUAGAAAGGUGAUACAGAUAGUGCCUUCACCAUGGCGCAGUGGAAGGCAGCAGUCUUACUGCUUGCGCUGGCAUGUGUGUCUUACCGUGUUUGGGCUUCUGAAGAGAAGCUCGGGACUGUUAUCGGCAUCGACUUGGGCACCACCUACUCUUGCGUCGGCGUCUACAAGAAUGGUCGUGUGGAGAUCAUUGCUAAUGACCAGGGUAACCGAAUUACGCCUUCAUAUGUCGCCUUUACGGAUAGUGAGCGCUUGAUCGGCGACGCUGCAAAGAACCAGGCAACAGUGAACCCCAAGCGCACCAUCUACGAUGUAAAGCGCCUAAUUGGUCGUAGGUUUGAGGACAAGGAGGUGCAGCGGGACAAGAAGCUCGUCUCGUAUGACAUCGUUGAUAAGAGUGGCAAGCCUUACGUGUCCGUGGAUGUCAACGGCGAGACGCGUGUGUUUAGUCCAGAGGAGAUCUCCGCUAUGAUUCUCCAGAAGAUGAAGGAGACUGCCGAAGCAUACCUUGGCAAGACUGUUAAGCACGCCGUCGUCACUGUUCCAGCGUACUUCAACGAUGCUCAGCGCCAGGCUACUAAGGAUGCUGGGACAAUUUCUGGCCUGAAUGUGGUUCGCAUCAUCAAUGAGCCGACGGCUGCCGCAAUUGCCUAUGGCCUUGACAAGAAGGGUGGCGAGAAGAAUAUUCUGGUGUUUGAUCUGGGCGGCGGUACUUUCGAUGUGUCAAUUCUCACCAUCGACAACGGUGUUUUCGAGGUCAUUUCCACCAACGGCGACACCCACCUUGGAGGCGAGGAUUUCGACCAGCGUGUCAUGGAGUACUUCAUCAAGCUCAUUAAGAAGAAGUACAAGAAGGACAUCAGCGGCGACGCUCGGGCCCUCCAGAAGCUGCGCCGCGAGGCAGAGCGUGCCAAGCGUGCCCUUUCUAGCCAGCAUCAGGUUCGUGUGGAGAUCGAGGCCCUAUACGAGGGUGUCGAUCUAUCUGAGCCGCUGACUCGUGCCCGCUUCGAGGAGCUCAACAUGGACCUCUUCAAGAAGACCAUGGGCCCGGUUAAGAAGGCUAUGGAUGAUGCUAACCUGAAGAAGUCCGACAUCGAUGAGAUUGUCUUGGUGGGUGGUUCAACCCGUAUCCCGAAGGUCCAGGAGCUUCUUAAGGAGUUCUUCGAGGGCAAGGAGCCUAACAAGGGUGUUAACCCUGAUGAGGCCGUUGCAUACGGUGCUGCCGUCCAGGGUGGCAUUCUGGGAGGCGAAGGUGGUGAUGAGGUUAAGGACAUUCUUCUGCUGGAUGUGGCCCCGCUCUCUCUUGGUAUUGAGACUGUUGGCGGCGUGAUGACUAAGCUGAUUCCCCGCAACACUGUCAUCCCUACGAAGAAGUCUCAGACGUUUACUACGUACCAGGACCAGCAGACGACCGUCUCCAUUCAGGUGUUCGAGGGUGAGCGUGCCAUGACCAAGGACAACCACAAGCUGGGCCAGUUCGACCUAAACGGCAUUCCGCCAGCACCCCGCGGCACCCCCCAGAUUGAGGUCACGUUCGAGGUGGAUGCCAACGGUAUCCUCAAUGUCGCUGCGGAGGACAAGGGCACCGGCAAGAAGGAGAAAAUUACCAUCACUGCGGAGAAGGGUCGCCUAAGCCAGGAUGACAUCGAGCGCAUGGUGAGGGAGGCUGAAGAGUUUGCCGAGCAAGACAAGGCUGUCAAAGCAAAGAUAGAUGCUCGGAACCAGUUGGAGACCUACUGUUACAACAUGAAGAGUACUGUGGAGGAUAAGCUGAAGGACAAGAUUGAUGAGGACGAUAAGGAGAAGGUCCUGUCGGCGGUGAAGGAGGCCUUGGAGUGGCUUGACGAGAACUCUGACGCUGAUCCCGAGGAUUACAAGGAGAAGUUGAAGGAGGUCGAGGAUGUGUGCAACCCCAUCAUCGCUCAGAUUUACAAAUCGGGCGGUGGGCCAAGUGGAGACGACUCAGACGACUUGGGUGACCAUGAUGAGCUCUAAGCAUAUGAAUUUUGUCCUCAGAACUGUUGAGGAAAGACCGAUGACAUGUUUUCUCGUGUGACAUCUCGAUGUAGUGACUUUAGGUAGGCUUUCGGACAGCUGAACGGCAUUUACUAGCAGGGUAUCGAUCCGGCUAUGGCCUACAGCGGACUAGGUCAGUUAGAGCGACCGUGAGAGGGGGGGGCGAAAAGUCUGGAACAUUUUAACGAAUGAGAGAAAUGCUGGAGGAAUGGCUGCGUGCGUCUACCUGGACACAACCACCUUGCUGGCAGGCUGUCGUGGUAUCAGGUAUUUACCGCACGUUGCAGUUUUGCCGUAGGGCAUUGUAAAAGCAAUGUCGUGCAAGUUGUUGAGUUUCGACUGGAAUCAGGUCCUGCUGCCGCAAUGUACGGUUCCAAUAAAACGCGUGCGUCCGUUCAGCGCGUUUCAUUAAACCGGAAACGUUUCACUCUCAUAGAAAACACCAUGCAAAAUAGGUCCUC